This is a messenger RNA of Ylistrum balloti, 1914 nucleotides long. RefSeq lists its product as uncharacterized. The transcript has 11 exons. Gene Ontology annotation, molecular function: ATP binding; DNA ligase (ATP) activity. The record is from RefSeq and is a predicted model, not a curated record. Bases 111 to 1589 code for a protein of 492 amino acids. NCBI's taxonomy places the organism in Eukaryota, Metazoa, Mollusca, Bivalvia, Pectinida, Pectinidae. Gene Ontology annotation, biological process: DNA recombination; DNA repair.
UACAGCCUGACGUAUAUAUAAAGCCAUUGAAUUGGCAAUGUCGUUAGAACACUAGUUCAGCCACCAAUCUGACAGCACGAAAUCACAGCACUUUGGAAAACAGUAGCAACAUGGGCAAAGAUAAGUGCAAAUUCUGGGUCAACUGUUACAGGAAGGACCCAACACACAAGAAAAAUUUUCUCCACCCUGGUGACACAGUGGAAGAUAAUGAUGAUGAAGCCAUGGAAGUUGAUGAUUCUACCACCAAACCUGUUCCUCUGAGGCGGAGAAAAACACAUGAACUAAGCCAGAGUGAUGGCGAAGAUGAUAUAGAUGAGGCACCUAAAACAACACUGAAGAAAUCAAACUCAAAGAAAGCUAAAUGCUCAGAAGAUGAUGAGAAGCCAGGUCCUUCAGGGGAAGGUAAAUCUAGUGAUGAGGACACUAGCAAACCCAAGUGUGAAUAUUGGGAAAAAUGUUACAGAAAAGAUCCCAAACACAUGAAAGAUUAUCGGCACCCAAAGCAAAGAUUAAGCACAAGACCAAAACCAACAAGGAAGUUAGAAGAUGGGGAUAUUGUCAGUGUGGAAGGAGGUUUUAAACUGAAAAGAAUCGGCAGUGACUUUACAUGCACUUGUAUUGGUUGGAAAACACAGAAGAAUGCUACAAACAAACGGACAUGUAAACAUCUGAGGGAACAUUUGGGGGAUGUUUAUGAAGCCGCCAGAAUUGGUCAACUUCCUGUGGCAAAGAGGAAAGCACCAGAACCAACACAACAUUUCCGCCAUCUUGCAGUCAGUUUAUUACUAGCUCACAAAUACGAUGAAAAAUCUACCAAUCCUGUUGGCUGGUGGGUGAGCGAAAAAUUAGAUGGUGUGCGAGCAUUCUGGAAUGGAAAGUGCUUCUACUCCAGACUAGGAAAUCCUUUCUAUGCACCCAAGUGGUUUACAAAAGAUCUGCCAACAGACAUGCACCUAGAUGGUGAGCUGUUUGGAGGAAGGAAAAAGUUCCAGUCAACUGUCAGUAUUGUGAAGACACCAGAGUGUGAUAACUGGAAAAAACUUGUGUACAGUGUAUUUGAUGCACCUCACAUGGAAAAAGAAACAUUUGAAAAACGACAGGAGGCACUCACAGAGUAUUUUGAUGAACAUAAGCCUCAAUAUGCAGAGCUGGUGAAACAGACGAAAUGUACCAGUAAGAAUCAGUUGGAAGAGGACCUGAAAAAAAUCAUUGCUCUCGGAGGAGAGGGACUUAUGAUUCGAGAGCCAAAGUCUAAAUAUGAACGGAGGAGGUCAAAAACGCUUUUGAAGUUGAAGAAAUUUUACGAUGCAGAGGCCAUCGUAGUUGGUUAUGACCCUGGAAAAGGUCGUUUCACAGGAGCUGUUGGAGCCUUGAGGUGUAAGAUGGAAUGUGGCAAGCUGUUUUCUGUAGGGUCUGGAUUGACAGACAAGGACCACAGACGACCACCUAAGAUUGGCUCUAUCAUAACCUACAAAUUUCAGGAGUAUACAAACUCCGGCAGUCCACGUUUCCCAACUUUUCUAGGUGUGAGAAUUGAUGCUACAGAACCAAAGGAUGCAGAUGUACCAGUGACUAUAGCAGAUGAAUGAUGUUGCUUUUAUUUGUGACAAACAUUAUAUAACAACAGAUCAGCACACAAUACAUCUACUUCAACAUCAGACUUCUUUAUAAAGUGUUUAAAACCUAACGGCAGCUUAUUGUACAGGAGGUCAUUAAGAAAACUGUGAUGGCACCUGCUAUGGACAAUUUUCAAUCUAUAUAGUACCAAUCAAUUCUAUUGUCUAUUUUUGUACAUUAUUGUAUAUAGUUUUAUCUUUAUUUUAAUUAACCUUUGAAAUAGUUAUGAGCUAAUCAAUUUCAUGCUUUACUUGUACCUUGUCAUGAUUUUAAAAAUUUCAAGAAACAGAGUUUUUA